Molecule: messenger RNA, 456 nt
Organism: Adineta ricciae
Lineage: Eukaryota; Metazoa; Rotifera; Eurotatoria; Adinetida; Adinetidae
Source: the annotation of a GenBank genome assembly
AUGAUAUCGAAUCGUCUAACUCCGUCAAUUGACGCAUUACCCGUGGAGAUUCUUCACAUUAUCUUUGAUAAUCUCGAUGCUCAGACAAUUUCCCUCUCGAUUCGAUUACUAUCACGAUUUUUUCGGUCGGUUGUCCAUUCUUAUAAUCGCUACGCGUUGAAUUUGAGCUUCACUUCCAAAUCUGAUUAUCAACAGCUAUGUCGAUGCGUUCCUCCUGAAAAUAUUUAUUCACUAACACUUUCCAACGAUCAUCAUCGCUUAAAUCAAAUCAAUGUGCUUAUAUCAUUUCUUAAUCUUUCACAAGCAUCUCGACUUCACUCAUUGAAACUUCUUGAUAUCUCUGAACAACAACUUAAUUCGAUUUUAGAAUCCAUCGAUCUCAAAAUACUAGUUUACCUUUCCUGCCGUUUGCGAAAAUCUAGUAAAAACUGUGCAGAGAAUUUAAAGCAUCUUUAA